AUGUUGGAGGCUCGGGCAGGGAGCCAUGGCUGCGAGCGGCGGGUGCAGAGUCGGAGCUGCGGCAGCUCCGCGGGGCAGAUGCUGGAGGUGCGGCCAGGGCUGUACUUGGGUGGAGCCGCGGCCGUGGCGGAGCCGGACCACCUGAGGCAGGCGGGCAUCACGGCCGUGCUGACGGUGGACUCAGAGGAGCCCGACUUCAAGUCGGGGGCGGGGAUGGAGGGUCUACGGAGCCUCUUCGUGUCGGCGCUGGACAAGCCCGAGACUGACUUGCUCAGCCAUCUGGACCGGUGCGUGGCCUUCAUCAGCCAGGCCCGCGCCGAGGGCCGCUCCGUGUUGGUGCACUGUCAUGCAGGAGUUAGUCGAAGUGUGGCUAUAAUGACUGCUUUUAUGAUGAAGACUGACCAGCUUACCUUUGAAAAAGCCUAUGAAAAUCUCCAGAUCAUCAAACCAGAGGCUAAAGUGAAUGAGGGAUUUGAGUGGCAACUGAAAUUGUACCAGGCAAUGGGAUAUGAAGUGGAUACUUCUAGUGCAAUUUAUAAGCAAUAUCGUUUACAAAAAGUUACAGAAAAGUAUCCAGAAUUACAGAACUUACCUCAAGAACUCUUUGCUGUUGACCCAACCACCAUUUCACAAGGACUGAAAGAUGGCAUUCUCUACAAGUGUAGAAAGUGCAGGCGAUCUUUAUUUCGAAGUUCUAGCAUUUUGGAUCAUAAUGAAGGAAGUGGUCCCAUAGCCUUUGCCCACAAGAGAGUGACACCAUCUUUCACACUCACCACAGGGAGUCCGGCUCAGUGUACAUCGUAUUUCAUUGAACCUGUACAGUGGAUGGAAUCUGCUUUGUUGGGCGUGAUGGAUGGACAGCUUCUUUGCCCCAAAUGCAAUGCCAAGUUGGGUUCUUUCAAUUGGUAUGGUGAACAGUGCUCAUGUGGUCGAUGGAUAACACCUGCUUUUCAAAUACAUAAGAACAGAGUGGAUGAAAUGAAGAUGCUGCCGGUUUUGGGAUCACAAAGAAAAAUAUGAACUUGACAUUUUUGAUAGCUUGGAAAGAAACUUGCUGAUAUGUGCUUCCCUCGCUUGUUGUCAUUCGUGGCAUUGUCUAGUUUAUAGGCCAUCAGCAUUUCAUUUGAUGUGACAUGGAAACUGUGCUUUGUUAUUUGUUAGUCUCUUACACCAUUUAAGUAGAAUACUUUAUAUGGAAAUCAAAACUUUUAAUCAUGUAAAUUGUACUUUAUUUGAUAUUAAAAUUUUCUGUAACCCAUA
Odobenus rosmarus divergens (Pacific walrus) is the source of this 1260-nucleotide messenger RNA. It is a transcript of the gene DUSP12, whose product is annotated as dual specificity phosphatase 12. The record is from RefSeq and is a predicted model, not a curated record. Gene Ontology annotation, biological process: protein dephosphorylation. Bases 1 to 1020 code for a protein of 339 amino acids. Gene Ontology annotation, cellular component: nucleus. Lineage: Eukaryota; Metazoa; Chordata; Mammalia; Carnivora; Odobenidae. Gene Ontology annotation, molecular function: protein tyrosine/serine/threonine phosphatase activity. The transcript is spliced from 6 exons.